AUGUCUUUAACAUCAGAUGGGAAUAAAAAUGAAUGGAAGACUGUUAUAAAUGAUGACGGAAAUAUUAAUAUUCUGGAAAAAAUUCCAACAUUAAAAAAUAUUCUUCAAAAGUAUGAUAAUAAAAAUGAAGAUAAUUUAAUUCAUAAGAGUAGUAUAAGAAAAAAAAAUCCAACAAAUUAUAGAAGAGCUCCUAUAAUAUAUGAAUGGACAAGUCCUUCAAAAUCUAAUGAAGAUAUAUUUAAUAAUUUUUUCACACAAGAUAAUAGUCAUGAAGUUAAUACUCCAUUUAAAUUAUCAGAAAAGGAAAAUGAGAUAAAAUUUGACACAACUACAAUAAACUAUCCAUUUAAUCAAAAAUCAUUAAAAUUUUUUCAAUCACCCCAAUAUUUCAAUUCACAUUAUAAUCAUAAAAUGGAUUUUUCAAUACCAUGGUUUGGAGCACGUUUUUUUGAGAAACACCAACCAAUUCCUAGUUCUGUAUCAUUACCUGAUUUUGUUAGGCAACAUACAAUAAAUACUUAUGGAAAUGGAAGACAUCUUUUUGAUGAAAUGCAAGUAAAACUUAAUAAUCUUUUUAAAGAUUUUAACUUUUAA
Molecule: messenger RNA, 594 nt
Organism: Strongyloides ratti
Lineage: Eukaryota; Metazoa; Nematoda; Chromadorea; Rhabditida; Strongyloididae
Exons: 1
Coding region: 1-594 (197 amino acids)
Source: RefSeq, a predicted model, not a curated record